Cyclocybe aegerita is the source of this 795-nucleotide messenger RNA. Lineage: Eukaryota; Fungi; Basidiomycota; Agaricomycetes; Agaricales; Hemipholiotaceae. The record is from the annotation of a GenBank genome assembly.
AUGUCCAGGUCUUACGAUCGCGCCCUCACCGUCUUCUCUCCCGACGGCCACUUAUUCCAGGUAGAGUAUGCUCUCGAAGCAGUCAGGAAAGGGACUUGCGCUGUUGGCGUUCGAGGCAAGGACGUUGUCGUCCUCGGAGUCGAGAAGAAGUCCAUUCUCCAAUUGCAAGAUCCGCGAACGGUCCGCAAAGUCGUCAUGCUAGACGAUCAUGUUUGUCUUGCCUUUGCUGGUUUGACUGCAGAUGGACGGGUCUUGAUCGAUAAAGCGCGUAUGGAGUGUCAGAGCCAUCGCCUGACAGUGGAAGACCCUGUGACCGUCGAGUAUAUCACAAGACACAUUGCAGGGAUCCAGCAGAGAUACACGCAAUCCGGAGGUGUCAGGCCGUUUGGCAUCUCCACCCUUAUAGUUGGAUUCGAUCCUCAUGACUCGAAACCACGCCUCUACCAAACAGAGCCCAGCGGUAUCUACAGUGCAUGGAAGGCAAAUGCCAUUGGCCGGUCUUCCAAAACGGUCCGAGAGUUUUUGGAAAAAAAUCACCGCGAUGACAUGGCCAGAGAAGAAACCAUCAAACUCACGGUGAAGAGCUUGCUUGAGGUUGUGCAAACAGGUGCCAAAAACAUCGAAAUCAGUGUCAUGGAGGGUUAUGGCAAAGUAACUAAUCUGGAACUCUCCGAAAUUGAGGGAAUAGUCUCAGAUAUCGAGCGCGAGAAGGAAGCGGAGGCGGAAAGGAAACGCUCACGACUCGCGGCGACUGCGGCUGGCCAAGCUGUAAUGACUCAACGUGCUGGAGAGUAA